Messenger RNA from Malania oleifera, 1421 nucleotides. RefSeq lists its product as uncharacterized. Bases 718 to 1134 code for a protein of 138 amino acids. Lineage: Eukaryota; Viridiplantae; Streptophyta; Magnoliopsida; Santalales; Ximeniaceae. The record is from RefSeq and is a predicted model, not a curated record. The transcript is spliced from 2 exons.
AGUAAACAAAAAAAAUAAAAUAAAAUAAAAGCUGGGGUGGGGAGUAGGAGGGGACAGCUUCCGUAACGUACCAGCCUUUUAUGAGAGAUUCCGCCAGGGAGGCCAAGAGAGGGAGAGAGGGAGCAGCGUGCGGGGCCGAUAGAAAUCGCCAUACCGAUUCGCGGAACAGAGCCGACUAAAACAACAAACCCUAACCCCUUAGACCUUUAAAUUGAAUGCCCCUUCCCAUCUUCUUCUCGCGCUAACCCUUCUCUCUUCUCCGUUGAUCUUCAACGGCCCCGCUGCCAUCUAAGUCUCCUCCCUCGAUCGAAUCAACCAUCGAAGCCCCAGCACGUUGUGAAUGGUGGAAAUCUUGAGUAAUUUCAUGCUCGCCUCUUCUGGUUCGGGAGCGACCGCGCGACCCCAAUCCGCGCUGUCUCUUUCAAUCGUCGCCGGCGAAUCUCUCCUCCCUCUCUCCGUCGCCUCUGCUUUCUCCUUUGCCUCCUGCAAGGAAGGCUGGUACUACCGCUGCCUCGGCCUCGACCCCUAGAGCGCUUCCUCUCCCUUUCUCGCCUCUCCCCUUCUGCCAUUUCUCCGUAAUCUCUCUCCUCGACGCACCCCCUUUGUUUUGAUUCUUGACAGAUCUUUUUUUUUUUUUUUCUGUAAUUGUUACAUUGAGAAUUGGUAUUCAUUUUUUGGAGAAGAAAGUAAGCGUUGAUUCGCUUUGUUACCGAAAAGAUGUUGCUCUAUAAGCAGAAGAAGAAUCAACAGAAUGGAAAGGGCAAUCGUCUGCUGAUCAGCAUUAAUGUUCUUGGGAGCGCCGGGCCGAUCCGGUUCGUGGUGAACGAGGAGGAGCUCGUCGCCGCCGUCAUCGACACUGCCCUCAAGUCCUACGCUCGAGAGGGUCGGCUUCCGAUUCUCGGAUCCGAUCUCAACAAUUUCCUCCUCUACUGCUCUAAUUCCGGAUCAGAAGCUUUGAGUCCUUGGGAAACAAUCGGAUCGUGUGGGGUUAGGAACUUCAUGCUGUGCAAGAAACCGCAGCCAGAGAAAGUGGCGGACAAUGGAAAAUCUACAGCGGCUAUGAAUCGGAAGGGGAAUGGGAGCUGGAAGGCAUGGAUCAACAAAUCGUUUAAUCUUAAGAUCUAUUCCCAUUAAUUUUUCUUAAUUAGUGAAAUAUGAUCGUAUCUAAUAAAGGGUCAGUUUCAUUCGUACGAUCACGGUAGAGUUUUGUUGUUUUCUAGUCUGAAUUUGGAGACUGGAAUUGUUCUCCAGGAAUAAAUUUCUUCCCUUCUAGCUUUUGCUUUGAAUUAAAGUUCAAAGUUAUGUUUGAUUUGAAUCUCCUCCGCUUGAUUUGGUACGGUGACGAAUUUUAUUUUAUUUUUUGUAAUAUUUUCUGCCUGUGUAUCAGUUAGAAUAAAUGAAUAAUAUGUAUGGUUACCAUA